Messenger RNA from Adineta steineri, 591 nucleotides. Lineage: Eukaryota; Metazoa; Rotifera; Eurotatoria; Adinetida; Adinetidae. The record is from the annotation of a GenBank genome assembly.
AUGUAUCUAGAUCCUGCAAAGGAAGUAACAAUUCUUCAACAAAACGAAAAACAAAUGAAUAAAGGUUUUGUUCCUCUUGCUCGUGGUCGAUCACAAUCAACAAGAUUAAAUCAUGAAAAAUCUCAAUGUCUUUGUAUGAAUUGUAACAAUUCGUAUUCGACUUUAUUUCAAACGAUAAACAAUGUCGAUCUUAUAAAAAAUGUUUUACCAUGUGAUGAGAAUGAUGACUGUCGAAAUCCAUUAAAUAUAUUUUUUACAUAUUCGACUGAUGUUAAUUCAAAACGUCAUCAAUAUAAUACGACAACUACUUGUACGAAUUGCUAUACGAAUAUUGUAAUAGAUAGUGUUCGCGGUGCUUGGGAUUAUACAUUAACACUUGAAUCACCACAAUCAUUAAACAGAUGUCCAGCUCAACAUGUUGCUCAUUGUGGAGGAGAAAUGUCCCGUAUAACAUGGUAUAUCACCGGUGGUCUUUCCGGUUUAUUUCUUGUAAUUGGUGUUAUAUUAUGUAGUAUUAAACUUUGUCGAAGUUCAAAAAAUCAAAUCAAACCGAAAAAGAAAAAAAUGGAAGUACCUGUAAUUAAUGCUUAA